Molecule: messenger RNA, 5197 nt
Organism: Canis lupus familiaris (dog)
Lineage: Eukaryota; Metazoa; Chordata; Mammalia; Carnivora; Canidae
Gene: MYCL
Product: MYCL proto-oncogene, bHLH transcription factor
Exons: 9
Coding region: 1962-3221 (419 amino acids)
Biological process (GO): regulation of transcription by RNA polymerase II
Molecular function (GO): DNA-binding transcription factor activity, RNA polymerase II-specific; RNA polymerase II cis-regulatory region sequence-specific DNA binding; protein dimerization activity
Source: RefSeq, a predicted model, not a curated record
UGGCUUCAAACCCACUCCCAGCAAGGGAAGAAAUGUGGCACGAAGGUCAGGGUCCCUGGCGGAGGGGCCAGCGGGACUGGAGGGAGACUUACGAUAUGCAGUAGCGGAAUCCCGCUCACUCUGCUCUGUGCUGAUGAACAUCGUGAGAGCUGAGUAGGGAACGUGGAAACACUGGCAUGGAAGAGAGGCCGUCAGCCAGUCAGAUGAUGGACAAGCCCAUGUGGCUUCCUGCACCAACCCUACAGGCCCUGGGACCACCCUCAUGCCUCCCCACUGGCACCCAGGGGAGGGGCCCACACUCACCGUGACCAGCGUUUCAAACAGGCAGUAGAAAAGCAGGUACCACAGGGCCUGGCCCCGUGGGAAAUCAGGCACGAACCAGAUGAGGAAGUAAGCAAUGAUGGCCAGGGGUGUGGAGAAGAUGAUCCUGGGGAAAGGGAGGGUCUGAGUGGGGGCUGGAGGCCAAACCCCAGGAUCUGGGGUUAGCCUGGACUGCUCUGUAUUCCCACAGGGUGCCUGCCGAGGAAGGAGAUUCCUCCCCCCACCCUCCACUCCAAUACACCCACCCCAGGGUCUCUGGGUGGAGGCUGAUGGCCAAGCCUGGAGCCCAGACAGCAACAGGGCCCCUGGACCGAAAUCCUGAGCAUGGAGCAUGAGUCUGUGACAAGCCAGAUGGAAGAAUCGAGAAUUAGUAGACGUGCUGGAAGCCCUGCCUUCUGCCACCUGGAAGGCGUCUCUUCUACUCACCAGGGCAUGAGGCGGCCCAGGCGGGUCCAGGAAGAUUUGCUAAUGCAGAAGCCCACCAGGGGGUCUGUGAAGGCAUCCCACGCUCGGCCCACAAAUAGGAUGAUGGAGGCAAAGAAAGGUUCCACCUGGAAUGGGGAACAGGUACAAGAUGACCCCUUCAUCCUUCUACUCAUCUCAACCCUCAAAGGACCCCAGCCCGUGGGAUCUGCUCAAAAACAAGCUGCUUGAAUGAGGCUACUUGCCCUUGCUGCGGCUCAGCGGUCCCCACCUGGAAAUGGAUACAACUAAGGUGCUUUGCUUGCAGAGUCAGAUGCUACACAGAAAAGCCAGCCAGUGCGGCGUGCGGCCCUAAGAUCCACCGCUGGGGAGCUUCCCUCUCUCCCAUCCAAGCAAGAUGAAUUCUCAGGAUGCUAUACUCCUGGCCAAAGCUUCUCAAAACACAGAGGAGCCCUGCUUCACCCUAAGUACCUCUCCCAGUCAAAGACCCUGUGUACUGUGCACCUUGCCUGAGCCCAGCCCUGGGGGGCCCCUCUGCCCCCUGCUAUGCUUCUGCUUCUUAGGUGAAGAAGAGGAAAGGAUGAAAAAAGACCCAAGAUCCUGGCUUCCAACCUAGAAUGUUCUAAAGGCGGGACCAUCCCUCCAGCCAACUCUGCCAGGAGGAACAAGACUGCCUUGCCCUGUUCCCACCCAGAGAUCUCACUUCCCACAAGAAAAGAAAGCCAGAUUGGGAACCCCAGGAUACAGGAUGACCAUUCUCUGAGCCCUGACUCGGUGUCGGGCAGUCCUCGAGGAGUUCAGAGUCUAGAGGGAGAGAUCAACAGGUUUGGUUUCUGUCAUGUAUAACCAAGCAUCCUGACUGGUACUGCAACCAUCUCAGACAUCUGUGGACCAGAGAGGAAGUUACCAAAAGGCAGUUCCAAGCCUUCUGCUUUAGGACUGCAACCAAACCUAGAACCUUUCUGACCUGCACCUUCAUUCAGCACAAAGCAGAGCACACAGCCUGUCUCAGUAAACUCUGGUUGGCUGAAUCACUCACUGAGUCCACAAAUAUCUGCCAGAAGCUGUUCUAGGCACUGAGGUUCCCAAGCUAGUGAGAACGACUUGCUGCCUUCAAAGAUGUCCCACAUGCAUUUUAGACCCAAUAUAUUCAAGACUGAUGGUGUCAUCCUCCCUGCCUUUUCUCCCAACUCACACUUUUGGAUGCUCCAACCACAAUGAACCGCUUGCACUUCUCAUUUCCCUAUGCCUGGAUGCCAACAAUGAAACUGAAGUUCAGGAAGGUUAAAUCUGACGCUCCGAAGUCCAGCAUCUUCCUACCUCGCUUCUCCGAGGUCCGGGUUUGCACCAACCGCAGUGAAUUAACGGGCCAACAGGGAGCGGACAUGGACUUCGACUCGUACCAGCACUAUUUCUACGACUAUGACUGCGGGGAGGAUUUCUACCGCUCCACGGCGCCCAGUGAGGACAUCUGGAAGAAAUUCGAGCUGGUGCCGUCGCCCCCCACGUCGCCGCCCUGGGGCUCGGGUCCAGGCGCCGGGGACGCAGCCCCUGGCGUUGGUCCCCCGGAGCCGUGGCCCGGAGGGGGCGCCGGGGAAGAGGCGGAGUCCCGGGGCCAUUCGAAAGCUUGGGGCAGGAACUACGCCUCCAUCAUCCGUCGUGACUGCAUGUGGAGCGGCUUCUCCGCCCGGGAGCGGCUGGAGAGAGCGGUGAGCGACCGGCUCGCCGCCGGCGCCCCCCGGGGGAACCCGCCCAAGGCGCCCGCCGCCCCGGACUGCGCUCCCAGCCUCGAAGCCGGCAACCCGGCUCCCGCUGCCCCCUGCCCGCUGGGCGAGCCCAAGACCCAGGCCUGCUCGGGGUCCGAGAGCCCAAGCGACUCGGAGGGUGAAGAAAUAGACGUCGUGACAGUGGAGAAGAGACAGUCCCUGGGUGUACGGAAGCCGGUCACCAUCACGGUGCGGGCGGACCCUUUGGACCCCUGCAUGAAGCACUUCCACAUCUCCAUCCACCAGCAACAGCACAACUACGCCGCCCGCUUUCCUCCAGAAAGCUGUUCCCAAGGGGGGGCUCCAGAGAGAGGUCCCCAAGAAGAGGCUCUGGAGAGAGACGCCCCAGAGGAAAAGGAAGAAGUGGAUGAAGAGACUGUGAGUCGCCCCCCCGUAGAAAGCGAGGCUCCCCAGUCCUGCCACCCCAAACCUGGCAGUUCUGACACCGAGGAUGUGACCAAGAGGAAGAACCACAACUUCCUGGAGCGCAAAAGGCGGAAUGACCUCCGUUCUAGGUUCCUGGCCUUGAGGGACCAGGUCCCCACCCUGGCCAGCUGCUCCAAGGCCCCCAAGGUGGUGAUCCUGAGCAAGGCCUUGGAGUACUUGCAAGCCCUGGUGGGGGCCGAGAAGAGGAUGGCCACGGAAAAAAGGCAGCUCCGAUGCCGGCAGCAGCAACUGCAGAAGAGAAUUGCCUACCUCAGUGGCUACUAGGUGACCAAAAAGCCUGACUGCUCUGUCUUACAGAGACCUGAGUUUAUUUUCUAACCUUCCUUCUCCCCCUUAGUAAUUUGCACAUUUGGAUUAUGGAGGGACAGUCGGAACUGUACAUUCCAGAAGGUGGUGCGGCCUUAGGGGAGGCAGGGCAUGCCCUCCAAGGCAGGGCUCGCGUUCUUGGGAACCCUGAAACCCAGCUCUCCCUCCUCCCUGACUCCCAGGAGCACUGGGUCUUCUCUGGCGCCUUUGGCUUCUCAGGCAGGCAGCUGACCGAGGAGACUUGGGGUCGGCCUAGCUCACUAGCUCGGAAGAAAAGCCUGACAGAUGCUAUGCAACAGGUGGUGGACGUUGUCGGGGGGCUCCAGCCUGCAUGAAAUCUCACACUCCGGAUGAGCUUGAGGCUGGGAAAGGAUGCUCCCGCUGGUGUCUCUGGGGUGACGCUAGGACAGCUGGGCCCGGACGUCCUCCCUGAGGCUCUUCUUUCCAGGAGACACACGAGCUAUCUGGGGUGAAGACAAGCUCACAGACUUGAUCAACAUGGACCGUUACCUCACUGACAGACACUUUACAGUAGCUGAGGAGUUGGAAACCUUUAAUAUAUAUAUAAUGAUGUUAGCCAACACCCCUCCUCCCACUCUCAAUGCUGCGACCUUGAGAACAUUUAAAAGAGCUUGACCUCUAAAUUCUUUGUCUCCUGAAGCCCUCUGGGCCCUUUCCUCUGAGGGAGAAAGCAUUCUGUCCUCACAAGGGACUUUUUUGUUUCCUUCUGCCUUUGUUAUGCAAUGGGCUCUCCAGCACCCCUUUCCCAAGGUCAGAAAUAUUUCCCCAAGACACUGGGAAAUGGGUCCUACUAGACUGUGGCCUGGGGAAGGCUUGGAGUCCUGGCUGUGAACUUGUUAUCUGCCCAGGUGUUUUCCAGUUUGGAAUCUUUCCUCCAGGCAGAUGUCAGGCACCUCAGAGGGAGAACUAUACCACUUCCUCUUUCCCACUUCCCUCUCAUCUCAGAACCUGACUGGUAAGUUUGAAGUUCUACUAGAACCAUGCAGGCUGUCCUUCUAGGGCAACUCCAAGGAGCUUGCUUGCUGGCUUUGCAGCCACCCUCUGGCCCCUUGCCAGCCUGACAUGAGUCAGAUCUCUUUCCCAGAGUCUGGGCCUUACUGGAGUUCUUGCUAGGAGAGUUGCUGGGACUCAUCCAGGGCUCCAGAAGGUGGACUGGUUUCCUGGUGGGUUUUAAAGGAGCUUCCAGAAGCUCUGCUUAGCUGACCAUGGAUUUUGCCCCAGGUGAACCUGGUACCUCCAAGUGGAUUCCAGGUGCCGCCUCCAGUCUGGAAAGGCAUCCAACCCAACAGGUGUCCUAUGGGCCAAGCUCAGCAGCCCCUAAGCCUGGCCUGGAAGAAAGAUCAGCCCCUCCAGAACUCUGCCCAGGGCAGCAGGUGCCUACUGGCUGUGGUUUUAUAAGUGGAGGAGGGGAGGAUGGUGGAGCACUCUUGGGGGGUCUGGAGAGCCAGCUGCUACUUCCAAACUUAGGCACAAUGGUCUGUUUCUGAGGUUGCUUCCUCGCCUCGGAGAACCCCAGCGGAAGUUUGGAAAAAACCUCUCUACCUUCUGGAGUAUGGUUUUCGGGAGCCAACUGACUUCUGGAACUGUCUUUGGAGAACAGGUGGGAUGUAGGUUACUGAUGUAUCACCCGAAUAGCUUGUGUUUUAUAAGCUGCUGUUGGGUCUUAGAUUGGGAGCAAUGGUUUGUUUUAUUUGUGGGUUUUUUUUUUUUUAAUACUGUAUUUUUGUAUGCCUUUUGCAAAGUGGUGUUGUUUUUGUACAAGAAAAAAACUCUUGGGCAAUUCUCAUGUUGCAAGAGUCUGAUUUAUUUUGAAAGGCAAGUUUACCUGAAAUUUUGAAUUUGUUGUGAUUAUCAAUUGCCUGAUUUUAAAAUGUUGCCUUCUGGGACUUCUAAUAAAAGAUUCCUCAAACAUG